Molecule: messenger RNA, 630 nt
Organism: Phytophthora sojae
Lineage: Eukaryota; Oomycota; Peronosporomycetes; Peronosporales; Peronosporaceae
Exons: 2
Coding region: 1-630 (209 amino acids)
Molecular function (GO): DNA-binding transcription factor activity
Source: RefSeq, a predicted model, not a curated record
AUGUUACAGCCGCACUUCGAGCGGCCGCUACAGCAGGCGGCCGACAGCUUCGGCGUGUGCACGACACUGCUCAAGAAAAUCUGCCGGCGCAAUGGCAUCAGCAACUGGCCGUACCGCAAGAUCUGCGGACUGCGCAAGAGCAUCGCGUCCAUGGCCAAGCAAGUCAACUACUUUGACGGCGAGCAGAAGCGCGCGUACGCUGAUCAGUUAGAGAAGCUCCAGCACGAGCUGCAGUCAUACCUUCGCACAGGAAACGAGCCCACGGAAGAGUUCCUCCGAGCGCUCAGCUCAGAGGCUGCUAGCGCCGCUGCACGACCCGCUUCGGACACAACAGAAGUUGGCAACGAGGAGGAGGAGGAGGAGGAGGAGGAGGAGGAGGAGGAGGAGGAGGAGAAGGAAGCGCGAGAGGUGCCCACAUGGACGACUAGACCCACGCCCGUGUUUCCUACCAUCGCGACACAUCACCGCGCACUGCCGUCGAUCGCGUCCAUUCUGCAGCACCAGAGCUACUCGAGUCCGAGUCGAGCGGCCUCGACGAGAACGGCGCCAGUAUCCGCGCAGUACGUGGACGGCCAGCUACAACAACCACAGUGGCGAUACUUUCCUCCUACAAGCGAUGAUGCUGUAUAA